This is a messenger RNA of Sorghum bicolor (sorghum), 1255 nucleotides long. RefSeq names its product xyloglucan endotransglucosylase/hydrolase protein 24. The record is from RefSeq and is a predicted model, not a curated record. Gene Ontology annotation, biological process: xyloglucan metabolic process; cell wall biogenesis. NCBI's taxonomy places the organism in Eukaryota, Viridiplantae, Streptophyta, Magnoliopsida, Poales, Poaceae. Bases 164 to 1018 code for a protein of 284 amino acids. The transcript has 3 exons. Gene Ontology annotation, molecular function: xyloglucan:xyloglucosyl transferase activity; hydrolase activity, hydrolyzing O-glycosyl compounds. Gene Ontology annotation, cellular component: cell wall; apoplast.
CGCGGACUCUAUAUAAGCCCUCGUGGCGAGGCGAGACACGCAUCAUCAUCCGUCGCCACCAUCUUGGAUCCAUCCAUCUCUCGCUCGCCUGCUAGCUAUAGCUCUUCCCUUCAUCUCACACAACACAACACAACAGCGCUUUCGUGUGAGAGGCUUUAAGCAAAUGGCGAGCGCUUUUAGCUCGAGCGGGGCUUGCGUGCUGCUGGCGCUGCUCCUGGUUCUCUUCGCCACCGGCGCGCCGACGGCGGCGGCGGCCGGCAGAGUCGACGACGGCCUGGAGGUGACGUGGGGCGACGGCCGCGGGAGCGUCUCGCCCGACGGCCAGGUGCUGUCGCUGUCGCUCGACCACACCUCCGGCUCCGGGUUCCGGUCCAAGGACACGUACCUCUUCGCGCGCGCCGACGCGCAGAUCAAGCUCGUCCCCAACAACUCCGCCGGCACCGUCACCACCUUCUACUUCAUCUCGGAGGGGCCAUGGGAUGUCCACGACGAGGUCGACCUCGAGUUCCUGGGGAACGUGAGCGGGCAGCCCUACACGCUGCACACCAACGUGUACGCCAACGGCAACGGCGGCAGGGAGCAGCAGUUCCACCUCUGGUUCGACCCCACCGCCGACUUCCACACCUACUCCAUCGAGUGGACGCAGCAGCACAUCCUCGUGCUGGUGGACGGGACGCCGAUCCGGGAGUUCAAGAACCACGCGGACCGGGGCGUGCCGUACCCGUCGUCGCAGCGGAUGCGCCUGUACGGCUCGCUGUGGGACGCCGAGGACUGGGCCACGCAGGGCGGCCGCGUCAAGACGGACUGGUCGCAGGCCCCCUUCGUGGCGCAGUACCGCAGCUUCACGGCCACCGCGACGCCGCCGGCGGCGGCGACCACAGCGGGGUACGGGCAGCAGAUGGACGCGGCGGCGCAGCAGUCGAUGAAGUGGGCGCGGGACAACUACAUGGUGUACGACUACUGCGCGGACACCAAGCGCUUCCCGCAGGGCGUCCCGCCGGAGUGCUCCAUGCCGUAGUAGGCGUAGAGAUGGGCUAAACCACGGUGCACUUUGAUUGCGAUGUCGAUCAGAGCACUACACGACGUACAGGUCAUACGCAUAGAUUAUAUAUAGUCUCAUUCAUUGUUUAUACCGAUCGAUUCUUUGGUGUGAAAGAAUAUUGUAGUAUAAUUCAUUUGGUUGGUUGCAAGAGGUCGUACCCAAGCUUCAGUUUCAGCGGGUUGGCCACGGGAACAGCUUUCUGCUUGUUGUUUA